Messenger RNA from Nipponia nippon (crested ibis), 1661 nucleotides. Lineage: Eukaryota; Metazoa; Chordata; Aves; Pelecaniformes; Threskiornithidae. The record is from RefSeq and is a predicted model, not a curated record.
UCCAGUCCCUUUGGAAUUUACAUCAACUGACUUGCAACAAAUGACAGGGAUUUUCCCAGAUAUCCCUUCAAAGCUAUUUUCCUGGUUCUGCUUCUCUCAGCAGACUUUACCUCCUAGUGAUACUUAAGAUUGAAUUGCAGUGCUGUUGAAUGUCGAACAGCUAUGGCGCUGAAACUGCAGAAGUUUAAUGUAUGGCCUUGGCAGACUAUGUAAAGAACUGAGAUUGGUCACCAUAAACAAAGAACUUGAAGGUAUCGAUUUUGUCUUUUUGUUUUCAGAGGGUCCAUAUGGAAUAUUUGCUGGCAGAGAUGCCUCCAGGGGACUAGCAACUUUCUGUCUAGAUAAAGAUGCACUCAGAGAUGAAUAUGAUGACCUAUCGGACUUAAAUGCUGUACAGAUGGAAAGUGUAAGAGAGUGGGAAAUGCAAUUUAAAGAAAAAUACGACUACGUAGGUAGACUCCUAAAACCAGGGGAAGAACCAUCAGAAUACACAGAUGAGGAAGAUACCAAGGAUCACACUAAACAGGAAUGAACUUUGUAAACAACCAAAGUCAGGGGCCUUCGGAACUGCAACCUCUUAUUCCCCAUCACAGAAUGUCCUGCAUCUUUGGGUACAGUUCAUCUGCUGCGAAAAACAUUCAACAGGUUUUGUACAAGGAAAAUAAUAUACUCACAAAUGAAGAUUUGAAUACUAGACAUUAUUUGUGCUGCCAAACUUUUUGUUGCAGUUUAUUUGUAAUGUCUGGUUAGGCUUCGUUAGUGAAGAGGGGCCAGGGAUUUAAAGGCAAAAACGCUAUUCCUUUUUAUCAGUAAGCUGAAGCCUUCAAAUAAAUAGUAUAUACUACAAGCUCUCUAAAAGACGUGAGUCUUCAAGCUCAGUGGAAGGUUUGAAUUUUGUUUCGUGUGUGUCUUCUCCUUCAGCAUUAAAGCCAGAUGUACUCAUGUACAUCAGUAUCAGUAGGUUAGACUACUGAAACUGGUGUUAAAAUGUGAAUUUCCAAUUUUGUUUUGUACGUGGGCGUUUAGUAGCCCUGGCAGAAUACUUCAGUUCUCUAAGAGAAGUCCAUCUAGAUUAGGAUGGGGGUAAAAUUCAUCCUUUUCUCAAAAGGAUUGGGUAAAACUGUUUCCUCUGCAACAACUAUUAUCUGAAGCCUGCCUCUCCCCCCUUUUCCCAUCCUCUAAAUCAAAUCAAAUCAAAUAUUAAUUGUGCCUUAUUUCGCUUACAUAGACUUGAAUUGUUUUAAGGGACAGCCCCAAAAUUGUGGUUUCAUAGUCACUACAAGCAGCAUUGAGACUGAAGUCAGAAUGUUCUGUUGACUGGAAAACCUUGAUGUCAUUCUGUGUAUAGAAUGUAAAAGAGGAAUACUCAGUGUUACUGCCAUAUGUUAAUACUACAUAUACUUAAAUUAGCAUUGUGAUGGCCAAACGCAUACUCCCAUGCUUCUUUUUAAGUAAUUACAAACACACAAAAAAGUCACCCUUCCUCCUCUUCCAGAAGCUGCCUAACUUUUGGGAGCGUAGCCUUCACACCCCGUAGAGUGAAGGGGCGUGCGCGCGUGUGUAUGUGUGCGUGUCUGUCUGAAUGCAAGACUUGGGAGGGUUUGUUUCUGCAGAUAUUGUAAAUACGAGUACCAUUUUAAUAAAGCAUGUACAAUACCAAA